UAACAAUUGAAGAAAAAAGGUGAGUCGUCCAACACACUCUCCGCUUCACCACAUCCCACAGCUGAAUCCUGCCGAACUCGUUCUUCAGCUUCUGCUUCAUUCGAGACCACUUCAAUAAUCCCUACGAACAUCCGUGACAAUCUCUUCAAAAUGCCAGGCUUUUCUCAAGCCACCGAGCUCAAAGCGUGGCAAGCCCUCGUCGAGCACCACAACGACGUUGGCCGUAACAUCGUCCUCAAGGAAUACUUCCAGCAAGAUCCUCAACGGUUCGAGAAGUUCAAGAGAGUCUUUAAAAACGACGCGGACAAUAGUGAACUCUUAUUCGACUUUUCCAAGAACUUCCUGACCGAGGAGACCCUCAAGCUCCUCGUCAAUCUCGCCAAGGAGGCCAACCUGGAACAAACAAGAGAUGCGAUGUUUGCUGGCGACAAGAUCAACUUUACUGAGAAGAGAGCCGUCUACCACGUGGCCCUGCGGAAUGUCACAAACCAACCCAUGGCUGUUGAUGGCAAGAGCGUCGUGGAAGAGACCAAUUCGGUCCUGGAACACAUGAAGGAGUUCUCGGAACAAAUUCGCAGUGGUGAAUGGAAGGGCUAUACCGGCAAGAAGUUAACCACCAUCAUCAACAUCGGUAUUGGUGGUUCUGAUCUUGGCCCAGUCAUGGUCUCCGAGGCCCUGAAGCCUUAUGGCGACAGAAACAUGAAACUGCACUUCGUCUCCAACAUUGACGGAACACAUAUCGCAGAAGCUCUCAAAGACUCCGACCCAGAGACUACCCUCUUCCUCAUUGCCUCCAAGACCUUCACAACGGCAGAAACAACCACCAAUGCCAACACGGCCAAGAAAUGGUUCUUGCAGUCUGCAAAGGAGUCUGACAUUGCAAAGCAUUUCGUGGCUCUGUCUACCAACUCUGAGGAGGUCUCUAAGUUUGGAAUUGAUACCAAGAACAUGUUCGGCUUUGAAAGCUGGGUCGGAGGACGAUACUCGGUCUGGUCUGCAAUUGGCUUGUCAGUGUGCUUGUACAUUGGUUAUGACAACUUCCACCAGUUCCUUGCCGGCGCUCAUGCCAUGGACAACCAUUUCAGGACUGCCCCUCUCCAUGAGAACAUUCCAGUCAUUGGCGGCCUGCUUAGUGUCUGGUACUCUGACUUCUUUGGCGCCCAAACUCACCUUGUUGCACCUUUCGACCAAUACAUGCACCGAUUCCCUGCCUACCUGCAACAAUUGACCAUGGAGUCUAAUGGCAAGGCAGUCACUCGAACAGGCGACUACGUCAAGUACACGACCGGUUCCAUCUUCUUCGGUGAACCGGCCACCAAUGCACAGCACUCGUUCUUCCAGCUGCUGCAUCAGGGCACCAAACUCAUCCCCACCGACUUCAUCUUGGCCGCUAAGUCUCACAAUCCCGUCGAAGGCGGACUGCACCAGAGAAUGCUGGCAUCCAACUUCCUCGCUCAAGCUGAAGCUCUCAUGGUCGGCAAGACCCCUGAUGAAGUCAAAGCUGAGGGUGCCCCAGAUGAGUUGGUUGCUCACAAGACCUUUUUGGGCAACCGACCGACGACCAACAUCUUGGCCGAAAUGAUCACUCCAGGCACUCUCGGUGCGCUGAUUGCUUAUUACGAGCACAUGGUCUUCACAGAGGGUAUCAUCUGGAACAUCAACAGCUUCGACCAGUGGGGUGUCGAAUUGGGCAAGGUGCUGGCUAAGAAGAUCCAAAAAGAACUCGAGACUGAAGGUGCCGGAAACGACCACGACUCCUCGACUGCCGGCCUACUGGCUGCUUUCAAGGCCAAGAAUGGUCUGAAAUAGACACCAACCCCCAUGCUUCUUUCAAGCUGUUAGAUGGCCACUGCAUAGGAAAACAGGGAAGACGUGGCUUUGAGUCAGGAGCAUGCACCAUGACCCUGUAAGCUUGUUGGAAUUGCCCCUUCACUAUAACAUAUUUCUGUAGCAGUUCGCAUCGUAGCGGUCACGAAGCUUUACGAGAUCCAUAAAACGUGAAUAUACAUCCAAUUGCUCGCAGAUA
This is a messenger RNA of Exophiala xenobiotica, 2026 nucleotides long. RefSeq names its product glucose-6-phosphate isomerase. Gene Ontology annotation, biological process: glycolytic process; gluconeogenesis; glucose 6-phosphate metabolic process. Gene Ontology annotation, cellular component: cytosol. The transcript has 3 exons. The record is from RefSeq and is a predicted model, not a curated record. NCBI's taxonomy places the organism in Eukaryota, Fungi, Ascomycota, Eurotiomycetes, Chaetothyriales, Herpotrichiellaceae. The coding region runs from base 151 to 1809 and encodes 552 amino acids. Gene Ontology annotation, molecular function: glucose-6-phosphate isomerase activity; carbohydrate derivative binding; monosaccharide binding.